UUCUUCUUCGGCGGCGACAUAUCCGUCAUCUCAACACGAACGAAGUGUAUCGUACUUGGUGCGGAGAUGAGUCGUUCAGAAUUUGACUCGAAGGUGACAAAGCAAAACAGGUCAGGCGGCGGCGAAGCGCCGCUCACGAUGCAUCAUCGUACAUGAAGGUAAGCGGUGAACGGCAGACCCAACAUCGUGUCUAGCAUUGGAAUUGAAUGAAGCUAUCGGGCUCCUGCUCAGAAUGAGUACGAUUUAGGCUGUCGAUGAGGUUUUUGUGAUGUCUUCACGAGGUUGAAGAUGCACAACACCUUAUCAACCCCACCUCCCAUGUAUCGCGGGGUAGCUUCCUCCACUAUUGUGGAUCUAAACUCGACACCUCGACUCUCUGUACCUGACAUCUACUUCUUAUCCAUCAAAAGUUACUAGACAAUAUUCUGGUCGGCAGAGUGCUGCUCCUGCACUCCUAUCAUCAAUGGCACCCCUUACAAUCACGCCACCACUUUUGAACUCCGCAAAUCCAUGGUGCACUACACUUGAACAACUUCAAGAACUGUAUGACAGUGCGUACACUGGAGCUAUCACAACGCGGACAUCCCUGCUGAAUGGUUUUCCGCACGAUCCAGCGGUCCACCAAUUUGCCUUUUACGAUCCCACAAACCAUGUUGCAUCGCCUUCAAACGUCGAUCAAGCAGGCAAGCCCAACGAUACAGGUAGCUUGAAUACACUGGGCUAUAGCCCAAUACUUCUGGAAGAAUACCUAGGCUUCAUCAAGUCUAUAAGCCAAGGCCUCCCGUCACGACCAGAAGGAGGAAGAGAGCAUUUCAAACCUGUCGUCAUUUCUGUGACAGGCUCUGUGGAGGAAGUAGUUGCCUGUUACAAACUCAUCACAUCCUGCCAACGAGCUGUACGGAUGGUACUCGCAAUGGAGAUUAACCUCUCAUGUCCAAACAUCCCGGGCAAGCCGCCACCAGCUUACGAUUCUGCCUCUUUGUUAACUUAUCUCAACGUACUAAAGAUCGAGAUCAAUCGCCAGAUAUCAGAGGACGGCACAUCAGCACAUCCACAUACGGGCCAUACUCACGUACCGAUUGGCAUCAAGACACCCCCAUACACAUAUCAGGACCAGUACAAUGGCCUGAUCAAGGCAUUGAAAGAUUCCGCUCUUGCAGAGCCAGAACAUCUCCCUUGUCCUAUUACGUUCAUCACCUCUUGUAAUACACUCGGAUCCUCACUCCUCUUGUCACCUCAACUUGAGGGCUUUGCAGGCGGACAAUCGCAUGAAGUGUUUCAUCGUACCCUUGAAUCAGUAACAAGGACGGGCAUUGGAGGACUUGCUGGCGCGCCGCUACAUCCUCUUGCCCUAGGAAACGUGUACACCAUCAAAGGGGUCCUCUUCCAGCACAAGGAACUGGAGCAUAUCCAGAUCAUUGGCGUGGGUGGUGUAGAGGAUGCAGCUGGAUACAAGAGGAUGCGAGCGGUUGGUGCAGCGGCAGUGGCUGUGGGCACUGCACUUGGAAGGAAGGGCGUGAAAGUAUUUGAAGAGAUUGGAGGAGAAUUAGAUACUUCAAGAUAG
This is a messenger RNA of Macroventuria anomochaeta, 1564 nucleotides long. Its product is annotated as FMN-linked oxidoreductase. Gene Ontology annotation, molecular function: dihydroorotate dehydrogenase activity. NCBI's taxonomy places the organism in Eukaryota, Fungi, Ascomycota, Dothideomycetes, Pleosporales, Didymellaceae. Bases 464 to 1564 code for a protein of 366 amino acids. The transcript has a single exon. Gene Ontology annotation, cellular component: cytoplasm. Gene Ontology annotation, biological process: 'de novo' pyrimidine nucleobase biosynthetic process; pyrimidine nucleotide biosynthetic process. The record is from RefSeq and is a predicted model, not a curated record.